This is a messenger RNA of Linepithema humile (Argentine ant), 5746 nucleotides long. RefSeq names its product adaptor protein complex 2, subunit alpha (gene AP-2alpha). Gene Ontology annotation, molecular function: clathrin-cargo adaptor activity. Gene Ontology annotation, biological process: intracellular protein transport; clathrin-dependent endocytosis. Gene Ontology annotation, cellular component: membrane coat; AP-2 adaptor complex. The record is from RefSeq and is a predicted model, not a curated record. NCBI's taxonomy places the organism in Eukaryota, Metazoa, Arthropoda, Insecta, Hymenoptera, Formicidae.
CGUAAGUCCGUCAGAGCUAGUCGACGGUUGCAAAUGGCGACAGCCACGAAGUCUCUGACACGGGCUCGCGAAUAGUUCCACGCCUACCGUGCGCCCCGCGACCGAGCCGUGCGCGAACGCAACCCUAGCCCAGAUUGGUAGUUUUAAACAAAACAACGCAAAAUGCCGGCCGUCAGAGGAGAUGGUAUGCGUGGAUUGGCGGUUUUCAUAUCGGAUAUCAGGAAUUGCAAAAGUAAAGAGGCUGAAAUCAAGAGAAUUAAUAAGGAACUAGCAAACAUUCGCAGUAAAUUUAAAGGAGAUAAGACACUCGAUGGAUACCAGAAAAAGAAAUAUGUCUGCAAGCUGCUGUUCAUUUUCCUUCUUGGCCAUGACAUUGACUUUGGGCACAUGGAAGCUGUCAAUUUACUUUCAUCAAACAAAUAUUCCGAAAAACAAAUUGGUUAUCUUUUCAUAUCGGUCUUAGUGAACACCAACAGUGAUCUGAUCAAGUUAAUCAUACAAAGCAUAAAGAAUGAUCUCGCAUCGCGUAAUCCAAUUCACGUCAACUUGGCAUUACAAUGCAUUGCUAAUAUUGGUAGCAAGGAAAUGGCAGAAGCUUUUGGGAAUGAAAUCCCCAAAUUACUUGUCUCAGGAGAUACUAUGGACGUGGUGAAACAGAGUGCUGCGUUAUGCCUGUUACGACUACUACGGACCGCUCCUGAUGUUGUACCUGGCGGUGAAUGGACAUCGCGCAUUGUUCAUCUGUUAAAUGAUCAACAUCUGGGCGUUGUAACGGCCGCGGCGUCGCUUAUAGAUGCUCUUGUAAAAAGGAAUCCUGACGAAUACAAAGGCUGCGUUAGCCUCGCAGUUUCGAGAUUAAGUAGAAUUGUCACAUCAAGUUACACAGAUUUGCAGGAUUAUACAUAUUAUUUUGUUCCGGCCCCAUGGUUGUCUGUCAAGUUGCUACGCUUGUUGCAAAACUAUACGCCACCAGCUGAAGAUCCAGGUGUAAGGGGCAGAUUAAACGAAUGUCUAGAGACGAUAUUGAAUAAAGCUCAAGAACCACCAAAGUCAAAGAAGGUCCAGCAUUCGAACGCAAAAAAUGCUGUACUCUUUGAAGCCAUUAGUUUAAUUAUUCAUAACGAUAGUGAGCCAAAUCUUCUAGUACGGGCAUGCAACCAACUCGGUCAAUUUUUAUCGAACCGCGAGACUAAUUUGCGAUAUCUCGCACUUGAAUCUAUGUGUCAUUUGGCUACUUCGGAAUUCUCACACGAAGCUGUAAAGAAACACCAGGAAGUGGUUAUUCUGUCGAUGAAGAUGGAAAAGGAUGUUUCCGUGAGACAGCAAGCGGUAGAUCUGUUGUACGCUAUGUGUGAUAAAAGCAAUGCCGAGGAGAUAGUGCAGGAAAUGUUGAAUUAUCUGGAAACGGCCGAUUACUCGAUUAGAGAAGAGAUGGUUCUUAAGGUAGCGAUUCUAGCCGAGAAGUACGCGACUGACUACACUUGGUAUGUCGAUGUUAUUCUGAAUCUAAUCAGGAUAGCGGGUGAUUACGUCUCCGAGGAAGUUUGGUAUCGAGUUAUCCAAAUCGUUAUUAAUCGAGAUGAUGUCCAGGGUUAUGCUGCGAAGACCGUAUUUGAGGCAUUACAAGCGCCCGCUUGUCACGAAAACAUGGUUAAAGUUGGCGGUUACAUACUUGGAGAGUUCGGCAAUCUUAUCGCUGGUGACCAACGAUCCUCCCCAGCUGUCCAGUUUCAACUGUUACAUUCCAAAUAUCAUUUGUGCUCUCCUAUGACUCGAGCAUUGCUGCUUUCAACAUACAUAAAAUUUGUCAAUCUAUUCCCUGAAAUUCGAAGUCAGAUACAGGAUGUCUUCAGGCAGCAUAGUAAUCUACGUAGCGCGGAUGCUGAAUUGCAGCAGAGAGCGUCGGAGUAUUUACAAUUGAGCAUCAUUGCCUCAACUGAUGUCCUGGCCACUGUAUUGGAAGAAAUGCCGGCGUUCCCUGAAAGAGAGUCCUCCAUCCUCGCCGUUUUGAAGAAAAAGAAACCGGGCCGCGUACCGGAGAAUGAAAUUAGAGAGAGCAAGAGUCCGGCGCCAAAUGCUAAUCAUCACGCUGAAGCUCCCAGCGCUCCUCCGGUCGCGGCAGUUAACAAUUCUUCCGCCGAUCUACUGGGACUAUCGACUCCACCUUCCUCUCAACCGUCUAGCAACACAGGCGUGUUGCUCGACGUACUGGGCGAUAUUUACAAUAUGCCAAACAAAGUUGGCGCUACCAAUGGCGCACAAAAUACAUACAAUCCUAAAAAGUUUGUAUGCAAGAACAAUGGUGUCUUGUUCGAGAAUGAUUUAAUACAGAUUGGUGUAAAGUCGGAAUUUAGACAAAAUCUUGGACGCAUUGGUCUUUUCUAUGGAAACAAAACACAGUACGCACUGCACAGUUUUCAACCGCAACUAUCGUGGUCAGACGAGAAUCAAGCUAAAUUGGCUGUACAAGUAAAACCUGUUGAUCCCAUAUUGGAAGCUGGUGCUCAGAUCCAGCAAAUGAUCAAUGCGGAAUGCAUUGAUGACUAUAACGAUACACCGAGCAUGCUUAUCUCUUUUAUUUACAACAAUGUGCCACAAAAAAUCACAAUGAAGUUACCAUUAACAAUUAACAAGUUCUUUGAACCGACGGAGAUGAAUGGAGAAUCAUUCUUCGCAAGAUGGAAAAAUCUCGGCGGAGCGAAUCAACAACGCUCACAAAAAAUUUUCAAAGCGCAACAACCGAUGGAUUUAACGCAAGUGCGCACGAAAUUGCAAGGAUUUGGGAUGCAAUUACUCGACGGCAUCGAUCCCAAUCCCGAUAACUUUGUCUGCGCUGGUAUUGUUCACAUGAGGGCGCAGCAAGUUGGCUGCCUGUUGCGUCUUGAACCUAACAAACAAGCUCAGGUAAAGAUGUUUCGUUUAACGGUACGUUCAAGUAAAGAAUCGAUGUCGGUAGAGAUCUGUGACCUGCUGGUGGACCAAUUUUAAACGGCCUAGCAGGCGUAAAUAUUGUCGAGAAUUUAGCACCGCGUCGUGAGAGGGCAUAUCGUCGAAAGAGGAUAUCAUCUCGCGUCGUUCCAAAAGAUACUGAUCAUUAUUUGUUAAGAAAUAUUUGCGUUGUACCCAAGCUUACACUCACGCUCUUGUAAAAGAUCUAUAUCUUUGUGUAGGUAGCUCCACGCCAUUAUAUAUCAUUUUUAUCAAAAAGGUAUAAAUUUCAAUUGGGAUUAUCGAGAUCAAUCAUGUGUAUAGAAAGAACGAGGGACAUGUGUGUAAAAUAGCUAUGAGAGACAGUAUUAACUCAUAAUUGAAAAUGAUAAAGUGCAGGAUUAAUUUUAGAUGGCUCUGUAUCUUAUAUUGCAAUCUACACUUUAUAGAAAUCAAGCGUGAAAACGGAACAAAGAGAGAAGAAAGGAAUAAUUAAAUACUUUAGCUAAAUAAUAUGCAUUAUAGAGCCACUCGAGCCGCAUCAUAGAAACAAAGUAUGUAUUUGAGUUUUAUAAUACAGGUGUUCUCCUAUAUAUCUCUAUACUAGUUUUUAAUAUCAGUAAAUCAUUAUCAGAUCGUUAAGAGUGAAACACUUGUUGGUAUAUGAACAUCUCUAUUAUAUCAAUUUACAUCUACGUGUUAAACUCCGUUCCUGAUUUAUGAGAAUUAUUCACAUUGAUAUUUCACGAUGAGAUUGCCGCGUAAGUGAGAGUAGUUUGGGCACAAUGACAGUAGUUGUAUAAUAUUAGCUGUUUAUCACUAGAUACUUCUAUAUUUAACGGAGCUGCGAAUUAAUUAUUGUGUAAUUAGUAGUUUAUAUUUAAUAGCUCCCUGUUUUUUUUGUUUUUUUCGGUUUUGAAUAUCCUAGAUUUUCUAUUUCAUUGAUGUUGAUGUGUAAAUCCAUGGCUGGUCAUUUCUACAUUUGUAAAACGAGAUUCCAAUGAGAGAUAUAGUGUAUUCUUAAUAUGUUAAUUGAAUUCUAAAUGUUCGCAGGUUAACAAUUUGUAAUUUGUAGAAAUACGUUUUAUUAUUUUCUUAGAAUUUUGCGUAAGAUGUAUAUUUCAGUAGAAUGUACACUCUGUACAGAUUUAUGUGUUGAAGUUUUGUGAAAUGCGUUUUAUAAUAUUAACAACGGGAGCAGCUCUAAGUAUGAUUUAAAUGUCUUUGUAAUGGUCGGUGACGCGUCGCCGACUUACGAAGCUUUACACAAUUGUAUAUAUGAAAUUUCAAUUAAUUACAAAUGGCUAUAAACAUUUAUGAGAUACAGCUUACACUACUUGUAGCCAUAUACAAGCUCAAAUUCUAUUCAUGAUUAUCGUUUAUGCUUUAUUUUACAAGGAAGUAAGAUGUAUAUUCUUCAUAUUCAUAUAGUGUAAAUCUAUGUCUAAUGUUCCCAUCAUAUUCCUUUCUUCCUUAGAAUAUAUAUUAGCCAUAUUUUAAUUAAGUACGGGUCGAGAGAAUGCGGCGCUAUCAGUUUUUUACUCCUUGAUUUUUAGUACGUAAUUAAAUUUUAUUAUCCCUUUUCUUCUAUUCUAAGAUAUAUAUAUAUAUAUAUAUAUAUUUUACGGUACGACAGAGUUUGGAUACUUUAUUCUUAGACUUACAAUUGUAAUCGUCGCUGAAUCAUAAGCAAUGUAAAACGAAACUUGGGCAUUUUGUAUUUUUAUUCCCUUUGUUAUCAUAGAACAGUUAAGAUUUCACACAAAAAUUGUUAUAACAGUAUAACAUUUCUUUUAACCUGAAUUAUCUUGUAAAAUUUAAACCACGUUUUUUAAUAGCAGUAAGCCAAGUUGAAAAUAUCUAUAAAUUAUUAUUAAUGUGAUAAUUAACUGUCUAAUAUCGUAAUAGAUUUUUUGUCUUUCGUAAGAGUGUAAGUGUAAUACAUGCGAAAUUCGUAAUUUGUAGUCUGUAUGCCAAUAAUAUAUAUGUUUUUUCUCAUAAUUUUAUUUACAAUUAAAAAUACUAAUAUAUAUCGUAAUUUUUACGCGCAAUAAUCAACUUUCGUCAAUGAGUCUCACAGCAUGCAUAAGUUUCUGUUGCUUUAUCGAGCUUUGUUCUUCCGAAUUUUAGGCUUAUCCCAAAAAACAAACUGAUUAACGUAGACUCUCGACCACUGUUGAUCACCAGUCAUGGAUUUACGAGAAAACAAAUAUAAUAUUCGAUAUAAUUGUGUUUUAAGGCAGUCAACGAGAUUUAUAAUAACGAUAUUCCUUCGUCCGCGUUUAUUAUAAUAAAGAGAGUCAUGUUGCGCUUAGAUUUAAAAGGUCUACGCAUGAUCCAACGAUUUGCGUAGCAAAAGACUAUUGAAAUUGCAUGUCAAUUGAGCUGUUACGACGUGAAUACAAAUACGUCAGAAAAAUGUGCAAAAUUCACGCAAAUCGAUUGAUCGUGCCUGAGCCACUUUACAUUCAAAAUGAAAGUUACGUUAAUAUAUACAGUACACGUAUCUUCAUAUUAUAAAUACACGAAUUAUAUAUUAAGAGAAAUGUGUGAUGACACACAGUUGUUAGAUUAUUAUGCGGCGAUGCUCCGAUCGACUGUUGAUCGUGUAAAAUCGAAGUCGUCGGUGUCGUUACGAUUCGAUAUUCGAAUGCAACAUGCACUGAAUAUUCGUAAUUCGAAUAUCUCGAAUGGUACGAUUCAUGUAAUUCAUUGUUACGCCUACUGUAGAAUUUACGAUUAUUUGGCGAACUGAAUAUACUUGCAAGGUCAUGCAAACAGACAUAAUAUAAAGAGAAAUUGAUAGAUAUGAAAAAAA